Messenger RNA from Phycomyces blakesleeanus NRRL 1555(-), 2890 nucleotides. RefSeq lists its product as hypothetical. Bases 45 to 2780 code for a protein of 911 amino acids. Gene Ontology annotation, biological process: fructose 1,6-bisphosphate metabolic process; canonical glycolysis; fructose 6-phosphate metabolic process. Gene Ontology annotation, cellular component: cytoplasm; mitochondrion; 6-phosphofructokinase complex. The transcript has 4 exons. Gene Ontology annotation, molecular function: monosaccharide binding; 6-phosphofructokinase activity; ATP binding. Lineage: Eukaryota; Fungi; Mucoromycota; Mucoromycetes; Mucorales; Phycomycetaceae. The record is from RefSeq and is a predicted model, not a curated record.
UUUCUUUCUUUUUUUUAAAAUAUAUAUAUAUAUAUAUAACUAGAAUGCCUCUUGGUCUUUCACAUGUUGUACUCAACGCACCUUCCCUAGAGGAACUAAACAAAGCUGUAGCAUUUUAUAAUAAUCUUGGUUUCCAAACCCUUUCACCUACAAAGGAAGGCGAUGUUUGGCUCAAACUUCCGGCCAAGUGCUCGCAAAAUGCUACUGACCUCACCCUCCGUAUUCUUAUCUCCACUGUCGAUUUGUCUCCAAGACCAACGCUUGAAGAAGACUGGUCAAGGCUGUCGGGCGGGCUAGUCCUUUUAUCGAAUGAUUUGGAAAAACGAAAAUCACAUCUGAACAGUAUCGACGCAAAAUAUCAAGAGUACGCCGAAGACGGUGAACUGUACACCCUUGACCCACUCAACAACGUGAUUGUGUUUACCGAUCGACCAGCACUUCCCAAUUUGCUGGAUCUGCCUCAAAUUGACAGCAACUCAUCCAAAAAAGAUCAUGCUGUACCACGAAAAAUUGCCGUUCUUACCUCUGGAGGUGAUGCAGCAGGCAUGAACGCUAGUGUGCGAGCCGUUGUCCGAUAUGGUAUUUCAAAGGGAUGUCAUGUAUACGGUGUGUAUGAAGGUUACCAGGGUCUUGUUGAUGGUGGUGAUCGUAUCCGUCGUAUGGACUGGAAGAGUGUACGAGGAUGGUUGUCAGUCGGUGGCACAAGUAUUGGUACUGCACGUUGCAUGCCAUUCAAGACUCGUGAAGGUCGUCUUAGAGCUGCCGAGAAUCUUGUUCAUCACGGCAUUGAUUCGCUGAUUGUUUGUGGAGGUGAUGGUUCUUUAACUGGUGCAGACGUAUUCAGAUCCGAGUGGCCAGGUCUGCUUGAUGAACUCAAAAAGGCCAACAGAAUUACAGAAGAAGAUGCCACAACUUACGGUCAUUUGACAAUUGUCGGUCUGGUGGGUUCGAUUGACAACGACAUGGCUGGAACAGACAUUACUAUUGGUGCUGUUACAUCACUGCACCGUAUUUGUGAGAGCGUGGACUCGAUUGGAACGACUGCCUUGUCUCACUCGCGUGCAUUCGUUAUCGAAGUCAUGGGCCGUCACUGCGGCUGGUUGGCUCUCAUGGCUGGUAUUGCCACCGGUGCUGAUUUUGUCUUUAUUCCUGAGCGUCCUCCAAUGGAAGACGACUGGGAAUCGACCAUGUGUGCCGUUGCUCAUCGUCAUCGUAUGCUUGGCAAGCGCAAGACCGUAAUUAUUGUGGCCGAAGGUGCAAUCGACAAGUCUCUCAAGCCAAUCAGACCAGAAUACAUCAAAGACAUCUUGACUGACCGUCUUGGUCUCGACACCAGAGUCACCACUCUUGGCCACACCCAACGUGGUGGAUCUCCAGCCGCAUUUGAUCGUAUUCUCGCGACUAUCCAAGGCGUAGCCUCUGUGGAUGCCGUCUUACGCUCUACUCCCGAGACACCAUCACCUUUAAUCGGAAUGACAAGCAAUAAAGUAACGUGUGGGCCAUUGAUGAAAGCCGUCGAGCUUACUCACGAGGUGGCAAAGGCUAUCGGAGAAAAGAACUUUGCGCGUGCCAUGGAAUUGCGUGAUCCUCAGUUUGCCGAAGAAUUCAACGCCUACACUGCUAGCACAAUUUUGGACGACGAGUCAGACCUGUUGCCGGCACACUUGCGUUUGCGCAUUGGUAUUGUCCAUAUGGGUGCGCCUGCUGGUGGUAUGAAUGCUGCCACUCGUACUGCUGUUCGCUAUGCUCUCAACCGGGGCCACACUCCAUUUGCAAUUUUUAAUGGCUUCCCUGGUUUGGUACAUGGAUCUAUUGAAGAGCUUACAUGGAUUGGCGUUGAUGGCUGGAUUUCUCAUGGUGGAUCUGAAUUGGGUACAAACCGUGCUGUCCCGGGUGAAGAUGUCGACAUGGGAAUGGUUGCAUAUCAGCUCCAGAAAUUCAACAUCCAGGCUCUCAUGAUCGUAGGUGGCUUCGAAGCUUUCUCGGGUUUGAUCAAGUUGAAUGAAGCUCGUGAAAAGUACCCUUCGCUUUGUAUUCCAAUCGGUCUCAUCCCUGCCACUGUUUCCAACAAUGUACCCGGCACAGACUUCUCACUUGGCUCUGAUACUUCGCUCAACUCAAUUAUCAAUGCAUGCGACUCUAUUAUGCAGUCUGCACGUUCUUCACGCCGACGUGUAUUUGUGGUUGAGGUUCAAGGCGGAAUGUCUGGUUACUUGGCCGUUGAGGGCGGCCUUGCUACGGGUGCUAACACUGUGUAUAUCCCUGAAGAAGGUAUCAAACUUGAGCGUCUCCAGUCGGAUGUUCGUCACCUCAUGGCACUCUACCUCGAUGAUGACGCUGACAAAUCUGAGGGUCGUAUUAUCUUGCGUAACGAAAAGGCCUCAAAGACUUACACUACGGAUGUAAUCAGUAAUAUUCUCAAAGAUGAGGGACGUGGUCUCUUUGAUUCCCGUACAGCUGUCUUGGGUCACAUCCAACAGGGUAAUACCCCAUCACCCAUGGACCGUAUCCAUGCCACACGCCUUGCAAUGCGUUGUAUCGAUUUUAUUGAACAGCACACAGGUGCUGCACUUGAAAAGGCUCAUCUUUUGGUGGCUGUGGUUGGUUUGACUGGUGCAGAAGUUCAUUUCCCCUCUGUUAAAGAGCUAGUGCCAAAAGCAGAUCUUGCUAAUCGUAAACCAAACAAGGCAUGGUGGUUUGAACAUAGAGAUCUUGUUGAUCUUCUUUCGGGCCGUGGACUUUUUACUCCAGAAGCUCAAGAAUCUCUCAAACAACAGUAAAGCUAAAUAAAUAAAGUGAUUAAAUAGAGCAAAAAAGAGACAAUAGAGAAUGUUAACCAAAAAAAAUAAACUCAUUAAAUAUAUUUUACCUUGCCUUGCUUAUUUUUCUU